UUCAAUAGUCCCUCUUUAAAACAUCUCUCCUCCGUCGGGAUUAGGGUUUGGUGGUUCUUUGUUUUUUCAGCGAUUCAGAGUGGGAGAGGUGUGCGAGAGAAAAAUGUCGAAGAAGAACGAUCUAGCUCGUAGAAAAAGGCAGCAUGAAUUCGAACUCAAAAGAGAGAAAGAAGAAAGAGAAAAGAAGGCAAAGAAGCUUCAGGCAAAGAAGAGCAAGAUGAAAGUUGAUGGUAAUGAGAAGAAAAAGAAGGGUGGAGGUUUUAAAGUAGGCAAGAAAAAGUUCAAGACCAAAAUGACGGCGCUGAAUAAGGCUAAAGCCGCCCAAGCAAUGGAGGUUGACAAAUGAGGUUCAGUCGCAAUGGUUAUAUGUGCUUCCCAUGCAUAUCCCCAAGAAGGAUAAUUGGACUGGAAUGUUUUAUAGAUAGUUACCAGGCAUAUAAGGAAUUGUUGCGAGACAAGCAUGAAAAGAAGAAAGGGAGGUUAUAUCAGGACUUGUUGGGUAGAAGUGUGUGAAAGGAAUAAAGGAGGUUCAGUGAGAUGCAUGGUGUAGGCUGAUUUGGGUCGACUCUUGACACAGUUUAGCAAAAGCUUUAGAUUGUGAUGAAACUAUAUAUUCAACAAUGUUUUAGCAGUCAAGAAUCUGGUGUCAAAUGUAUAUUUAUGAACUACAAAAGGUCAGAUCAGCUAGGAGUGGAAAAUCGAGUGAUCACAAGAACAAUAAACCCAAGUUGGUUGUGAUUUCGAUUCUGCAAUAGUGGAGACUAUACAACAAACUGUUGUUUUAUAAUGUUGAUCUCGUCUGAAAGGCAUAUUGAUGGACAAUUCAACCACCUGUUAUAGGCAAUAUGUGAUGUUUGUUAGAAAUAGUAGCAAACAUUUGAGUCAGGUACUGAUUCACAUUAAUUUGCUCAUUGUAACUGUUGAUUAACCUGUAGUUUACAGCCUGAUUUUGAACAGCUUCUUUGAAUGGUUCAGCCAUCAACCAAUUUACUCUUCU
Malus domestica (apple) is the source of this 997-nucleotide messenger RNA. RefSeq lists its product as uncharacterized. The record is from RefSeq and is a predicted model, not a curated record. Lineage: Eukaryota; Viridiplantae; Streptophyta; Magnoliopsida; Rosales; Rosaceae.